This is a messenger RNA of Oppiella nova, 762 nucleotides long. The record is from the annotation of a GenBank genome assembly. Lineage: Eukaryota; Metazoa; Arthropoda; Arachnida; Sarcoptiformes; Oppiidae.
AUGAGGGGACAGGUAGUGGUGAUAACCGGCGCCAACACCGGUAUCGGUAAAGUGAACGCCACUCUAUUCGCACGACUAGGCGCUAAAGUAGUGAUGGGCUGUCGUGAUAUGGCUAAGGCUCACAUCGCGGCCGAAGAUAUCCGUAGACUUGUGACCGAUGCGGACGUGGAGGUCUUGAAACUGGAUUUGUCUUCAUUAGGAUCUGUGCGACAGUUCGCCAAAGAGUGUGGAGAACGGGUGCAACACAUCUCACUUCUCGUGAAUAACGCGGGUCUUAUGUUUUGCCCGAAUUGGAGGACUGAAGACGGCUUUGAGAUGCAGUUCGGGACCAAUCAUUUGGGUCACUUUCUAUUAACUCUGCUUUUAAUGGAUAAACUUAAGUCAGCGCCAAAGGCCCGGAUCAUAAACGUGUCGUCCAUCGCCCACAUGACCGGAGAGAUCAACUUCGACGACAUUAACUCCAAUCAGAGUUAUAACAAAUACCGGGCUUACUAUCAGAGCAAACUGGCCAACGUAUUGUUCACUCGCGAGCUGGCCAGUAGGCUGACCGGCACACAAGUUACUGCCUAUAGCCUACAUCCAGGCCUUGUGGACACUGGGCUCUGGAAAUAUAUGUCCGGAUGCCUAAAGUUAUUGAACAUAAUGUUUAAAAGUAUUACAAACAUUGAGCCUGAAUUAGGGGCUCAGACCACACAUUACUGCGCUCUCGAGCCAUCCAUAGCCAAUGAAUCGGGAUUUUAUUAUAAGUUUGUGUUUAUUUGA